GAGUCAGGUGACUGUCUGCAGACAGAACAUGGCUGACCUGUCAGACGACCAAUGAGGAAAAGGCCAAAUACACCAUAAUCGAUCGCAUUUUUACGUCGUUUCUGACCAUAGUUUAGCACCGCGGAGCGCAGCUGACCAGAAGAGUUGAAGAUGAGUGGGUUGCCAGGUGAAAUGGCGAACGGGCCGAGCCAGAGUAACCACAUGGGGAAAGAUGCUCAGAUUUGGGAAAGACCCUGGACCCUAGAGGAGAUGCGACAAACGAGUGCCAACUGGUCCUUGGCAGCAGACUCAGGGCUCUUCCUCUUCCUCCAAGACUUCUCGCAGAGAAUGCUGUCGAAGACCCACGAGAUCGAGAAGCAACUGGACAGUCUGAUCCGUGACACCAAGGCCACAGACAGCUGCUUGCAUUCUGUCUUUAAUGACUUCCUCAUGCUGUCCAACACACAAUUCAUCGAGAAUAGAGUUUAUGAUGAAGAGGUAGAGGAGCCUUUACCCAAGGCUGAAGCUUUGGAGAAACAGCCCGAACAGGAGAAGACUCGGGAGCAGAAAGAGGCAGAGUUGAUUCCUAAAAUGCAGGAAGCAGUGAACUAUGGCCUGAGAGUGCUCGACUCGGCCUUUGAGCAGCUCGAUAUCAAAGCAGGAAACUCUGACUCAGAGGACGAGGAGGCUACAGACAAAGUGGAGGCCAUCCUGGAGCCCAAGGACCUUUAUGUAGACAGGCCCCUGCCAUAUCUAAUUGGUUCCCAGGCCUUCAUGGAGCAAGACGAUGUUGGACUUGGUGACCUCUCUAGUGAUGAAAUGUCCAUCGAUAGUGAUCGAGACAGUGUCAUCGAGAGCGAUGACGGCAAAGAUGCAGUUCACUCAGAUGAGGACUUUGACCAAGAGGAGGAAGGUCACGGCAAUAUUAAAAAGAAGUCAUCCAUGUUGAGUUAUGAGGAUGAUGAAGAGGAGGAUGAGGAUUCUGACAUAUUUGGAGAAUCAGACAAGGACGAUGAUGAUGAUGAUGAUGAUGACAAAAAGUCUUUGUGUCACAUUCAGAACGCAGGCCCAUCGUCCUUUGCUGAUGAGCUCGCGGCUCGAAUCAAAGGCGAGCCAGUCAGCAAACCAGAGGGAGAUCGUGCAUCAUUGGCAUCUAAGAAGAAAAGUAAGGGCAAGAAAGAGCCAAAGCCUACAAAGCCACUGGCAGCUGAAGAUGACAGUGAUGACAUGUUCAAGCCACCAAAGAUGGAUGAUGAUGACUUCUCCCCGUUUGGAGGGAAAGGUGGCCUCUUCAGUGGAGGGAAGGGCCUGUUUGACGAUGACGAUGAGGGUGAUCUUUUCUCUGAGGCACCAAAACAUCCUGCAUCUGAAGAAAAGAAAGCACUGAAUGAAAGUACAAAAAACACUGCUCACACCACAGAAUCUGCCAAGCCUGGAAAGAGGAUUCCAUCGGGUGCUGUCUCAGUAUUCCCAGAUAACAGCUUGUUCAGUUCAGAAAAUGACUCGGAUUCAGUAGAGAGCAAAGAGAAUGGAACGCCAGUCAAACCCAAAACCGAGGCCGCCCCCAAACAGGUGCCCGCAGGAGGAGUUGGUGGGUUGUUUGAUGACGAUGACGAUGAUGACUUCUUCACUGGUAAAAGCCUGAAAAAGUCCAGUCCUGCUGGUCAGGAGAAACCCAAACCCAGUAAGACCAUAGACCUUUUUGAUGAAGACGAUGAGGAUGGUGACAUAUUCAGUGAGAACUACAGCUCCCCGCCUCCAACUCAGAGCAAGAAGGAGGCAGUGGAUGAGCAGACGAAACCCCCUGAGAAAAAGAUGCCAGCGGGGGCUAUUUCCAUGUUUGGCCCGGGGACCAAAAAUUUGCUCACUGAGGGCCUGAAAAAACGUCAGCCGUCUACCAGCGAGGAGUCUGAGAAAUCAGAGGAGAACGGGCCGGCACCAGAUUUUGGGAAGACUUCGACUAAUCAGACUCAGCAACCUCAGACCAGAGGCCUCUUUUCUGAUGACGAAGACGCACAAAUAUUUCCAACCAUCCCCAAGAGCAAGUCCAAGCCUGAACCUACAAGCCAGGGCAAAAGCAGCAAGGCCCCGCUGUCCUUGUUUGAUGAUGAGGAGGAAGAGGAUCUGUUUGCAUCUGCAGCUAAACCAAAACCAAAACCUAACCCAGCUAAAGCCUCCACACCACAGCCGAAGACUGUAUCCAGCUCCCUCUUCAGUGAUGAUGAGGACCAGUGGAUAAACUCCAAACCCAGUGCAGGGAAGCUGGAGACCAAGGCAGGAGGGAUGAAACCUAGUGUCAGCGCCCCCUCCAGUCUCCCCAGUGCCAAAACAACUCAGAAAGGCAGCCUCUUUGAUGAUGAUGAGGAUGAUGACCUUUUUGCUACAACGAAAGAGUCAAGUCAAAAGAAGCCUCAGAGAGUCGCUCUCUUGUUUGAAGAUGAAGGUGACGAUGAAGAUAAAGGAUCCCUCUUUGGCAUCAAACCUGCUGCCACCACAACCACUACAGCCCCAACUGCAAAAACCACCACUGUGGCCUCCCAGUCCGCCUCCCUGUUUGACGCAGUGCAGCCAGAAGACGUUUCGGUUUCUGAGAGAGUAGAAGAGGAAAAGCCUUCAGAGCGGGAAAAGCCAGUGGCAGAAAGCCCCGAGGCGCAGCUCCCUUCAUCAUCAUCAUCAGAUAGUAGUGAAACUAAAAAGAAACCCGUUGGAGCAGUCAGUCUCUUUGGAGGCAUCAAUGUCCUCGCCAGCAAGCAGACCAAGAGUCCGUUGGAUGAAGCUGACGGCGGUGACUUUCUGUCUGCACACAGUGCAGCUAAUGCUAAAAAGGAGGAGAAGGAGGAGGAAAAAGUUAAACCGAGCACUGUGAGUCUGUUUGAUGGUGAUGAUGAGGAGGAGGACACAGAUUGGAAUGAUCCGAUUUUCAUGCCAAGUAAACCCACUGCCAGAAACACACUAAAGGCUACAGAGGAGCGGCAACGGACAAAGAGCACAGGUGUGUUCCAGGACGAGGAACUGCUGUUCAGUCAGACACAACAGAAGGACAACGACCCAGACGUAGACCUCUUUGCCACCUCAGGGAAAGCUGCGAGUUCCAAGCUCAGCUCAGUGAAGCCAGCAGCACCAAGUCUGUUUGCAGAUGAUGAUGAGGAUGACCUCUUCAGCGCCAUCAAACCCAAAGCUCCUCCUCCGAAAAUAGCAGAGAAGCCCAGUAAACCUAACAGUGCAGCACCUCAGAAACCUACAAGUUCAGCAUCUGCAGCAGAGACUGAAAAGCCUGCAUCAAGCCCUGUUAAACCAAAAGAUCCCUCCACAAGGAUUGGAAAACUUCAAGCAAAUCUGGUGAUCAACCCCAGUACUUUGCUACCUGGUGCUGCCCCCCGUAUGCCAGGGGCUAUAAGUGUCCUUCCUGGCCAGGCCCCUGGCUCCUCCUCUGGGGUGUCCAGCUCCAGCCUGAGCCCCAGCCCUGUGACAACACCUGUAGGGACCCACACAGACAGUGAGGGUGGGGUGAGCUUUGACACCCCAGUGCAGGUCACUGCAUUGCAGAGCGCCAACAAGGGCCGCGCUAAAGGCUCCAUGCGCCGGAGGCCCCAGUCCAGAGCAGCCAGGCAGCUAGCAGCCCAGAGAUCUAUGGAUGAGAAAGAAGAAAGCGUGGGAGAGGAUAUGCCUGGACCAAACCCCAAUCUGUCUGAUGUAGGCGUACCUACCCCAGGCAAGCCUAGCCCGAACUUGGCCAGCCCAGCACCACGUAACACUGCCCCAACCACUGCCUUGCCCGCCUCCUCUCCUUCUCAACCUCUGUUCACUGAAAUCUCCCCCAGACCCUCUGUCCUCACAUUGCCAGUAUCCACAAGCAGUGAAAAGAAAGACUCCAGUAAGGGGAGCAGCAAAACCCAGGUGCUGCCUUCUUCUGAUGAGGAUGACCUGUUUGGCUCUAACAGUCUCUUCGGAGCCACCUCAGCCACUAAACAAACCACACCUUCCUCUAGAAACAUUACAAAAACUGCACAAGAUCAGGCCAGCGGCAGCGCAACAUUGAAGAAAGACAAAGAGAAAAGUACGCUUCCGUCCAUUUUUGAUGACCAUGGCGAUGACCUUUUCCAGAGAGUCCAGCCAAAAUCGGCUACCAAGAAAGCUAAGGCCUCCUCCUUUAUGGAAGAAGAUAAUGAUGAUGAAGAGGAUAUUUUUGGAGUGAGCAACAGCUCCACCCCUACGUCCACAGCCAGUAAAGACACCAAGAGCAGCAGUAGUUUUUCCAAGCAGGACAUCUUCCAGGAUGAAGUAGCCGCUGUGCCUAAAGUUCACAAGAGGCACAAAGAGAAAACUAUUGAUGCAAGUUUAUUUGAUGACAACAUUGAUAUUUUUGCUGAUCUGACAACCACUUCAAGACCAAAAGAGAAGUCCAAGAAGAAGGGGGAGACCAAGUCAAUAUUUGAUGAUGAUAUGGAUGAUAUCUUCUCAUCAAGCACUGUAAAACCAGUGACAAAGACUCCCCAUAAAUCAAAGAAAACCCCGCCAUCGCAGGACACCAGUGCCACGGCAGACUCGGGCAACAUCUUUGACGAUCCACUUAAUGCUCUCGGUGGGAACUGAACGGUUUUUGGUCAGCCAGAUUUGUACAGUUGUGGAGUAAUUCUUUUGUCAUUUCAAUGGCUGAAGGAUCGGACAUCCAAUACACUGUUGAUAGACUAUUUAUUCAUACAAAUACUGUGGCUUAUUUUUGGAAGGAAAUUAAAGGAGCAUAUGAACGUGAUUUCAAUCAACUUCCAACAGCAUUUCCAAAAUCAUCUCAAUAACAGAUCAGAUUAUGUAACAACAAAAAUUAAAUACUGUUUGUCCUUAUUUAAUAUACGUGAUAGCACUUUAUAAGCAUACUAUAUGCUUAGCCUCAAGGCCUGCAGAAAUUAACAGUAAAUGAUUUGUUUAUUUUGAAGAUACCCUUUGUUUGUCCUUUGGCUUUGCCAUGUCGAGAUUCCAUGAGAUUCCAUGUCUUUAAGUUUGUGCCAUAUCAUAGUUCUGAGAGAUUAAUGUGUUUACUUACUGUUCUAGAUAUUUUGACAAUGUUUUUUAUUAAUAUGAAAUUCAUCCAUUUCUUAACUCUGGCUGUGAUGAAAAGGAAAUUCAUUUUUAACUAAAAAGAAACAUAUUUUA
Messenger RNA from Myripristis murdjan (pinecone soldierfish), 5130 nucleotides. RefSeq names its product WASH complex subunit 2C (gene washc2c). The transcript has 31 exons. Bases 151 to 4572 code for a protein of 1473 amino acids. Gene Ontology annotation, cellular component: early endosome; WASH complex. The record is from RefSeq and is a predicted model, not a curated record. Gene Ontology annotation, biological process: retrograde transport, endosome to Golgi; protein localization to endosome. Gene Ontology annotation, molecular function: phosphatidylinositol phosphate binding; retromer complex binding. NCBI's taxonomy places the organism in Eukaryota, Metazoa, Chordata, Actinopteri, Holocentriformes, Holocentridae.